CAAAUAUCCGAUUAAAUAGAAAAUGAAAUUUUAAUAAAAAAAAAAUACUUUAAAUAAUUAAUUUUAGCUAAAAAGUUUUUUUAUUAUGAAAUUUUAAAACAUGGAAAAGACAAUAGAGAAGAAGGUCUUACUUGGAUAAUACACUAACUAUAGAAUAUGGGUGAAAAUGUAAAUGAAAUUAAUUUACCUGAGUUUUUAGAUAUGAAAUCUAAAGAAUUUUUAAUUAAAAAAUUUAAUAAAUAAAAUGAAAUAAAAGAAUUAGAAAUUAUACAAAAUGCAUGUUUAAAAAUGUUUAAAACAAGCCUAAAAAUAUAGGAAGAAAAUUACUUAUAAAAUUUAUCGUUUUUUAAUGAAGAUUAAUCAACGAUAUAAAAACAUGAAUUUAAUGAAUCAUUAAAUAACAAUACUACUUUGUUAUAAUUUUAAUUAAACAAUAUGUUUACUGCUAAUAAUAAUUGUUUUAGUUCAGUUAAUAUAGCGUAAAUUAAAAAUUAGGAAACAAUUAAUUAAAAGAAAUAAAUUUUAGAUAACAUGUAGUCUUCAUAUGAAGGACUAACUUAAGAAGCUAUAAAUUCUUUAGAAUCUACUAUAGAUUAAUUUAUUUAAAUCAAAUUAACAUCGAAUGAUAUUAUUUAUAAUGAAACUAAAAAAAAAAUCAUUAAUAUAAUUGCAACAAACAAAAGAAAAUAAUAUGAAGAAAAUUAAAAC
Ichthyophthirius multifiliis is the source of this 708-nucleotide messenger RNA. RefSeq lists its product as hypothetical. Lineage: Eukaryota; Ciliophora; Oligohymenophorea; Hymenostomatida. The record is from RefSeq and is a predicted model, not a curated record. The transcript has 3 exons. The annotation marks the transcript as partial.